AUGGCUUUUCAUGUCGAAGCUGCUAGAUUUGCUAGCUUAGUCCUGUUAAUUGACGACAAUGGGUUUAAUUCAAUUCUUAGAAAUGGGAGGUCAUUAUACAUCGAGGAAGAUGUUAUUGGAGCCGUGGUUGAUUUAAGCUCAAAGAAAAUGGAUGGAACUUCUGUUUCCAGUUCUGAGGAACUCAUUAAGGGAAACCCUAAUGAUAAUGAAAUGCCUAAACAACCAGUCACGCAAUAUCCAAGAUCAUCUCAAUCAAAAACUUAA
Messenger RNA from Dovyalis caffra, 264 nucleotides. The record is from the annotation of a GenBank genome assembly. NCBI's taxonomy places the organism in Eukaryota, Viridiplantae, Streptophyta, Magnoliopsida, Malpighiales, Salicaceae.